AUGUACAUUCCAGCAGUCUACACAACUGUGGGGCUUACAAUUCUACUAUUCCCGUUAUUGGUUCCUUUGAGAUUGAAAUCUAGACUUCUUCUGAGCCUAAAGAAAAUUGUCACAGUAUGUUGGUUGAUCUCAAUCUUUAUGGCCAUAUCACCAAUGGAAGCCCAACAAGGAGCGCCUUUCCAUAAAUAUGGUCAAUCCAAAAUAGCAUUGUACUCAUGCAAUUACCUUAUUCAACUCACAAAUGCUCGUUUUUGUCAAGAAGACAAGAGUAUAGAGUGGUGCUACUGCAAUAAUUUCAAUGCCUUCAGCACAAUCUCACAUUGCUACAGAGUUGCGCAUCCAAAUCAAGUUGAUUCACUACUAAACAUGUGUUUACCAUACAAUAAGACACUCGAUAUUGAUGUAUUUUAUAGAGCCAAUAACUAUUACGACAACCAUGCGCAAGAGGUUAACAUCUCAAACUCAUCAAUGCUUCCGAUUGUGCAAUUCCCAGCAAAGUUGAAUGACUCGGAAACAUUUGUUUUCCAAAAAGCAUAUCAAAGUUUUUUAGGAAACUUUGACGUGUCGGUUGAUUAUGGAGCAUACUUGGUGUUAUAUUGGGUUGCUGUGUUUUGCCUUGCGGCAUUGGGUAAUUGGUCUAAAAUAUGGUUUUCUCAAAUUAAUAGAAAGCUCACCGACCCCUUGACAAAUUGGUUUAGAAAGACUAUAUCGUUGCCGGCAACGGGCAGGAAAAACAAAACCAAUGAGCAACUGUUUGCCUACGUAUUGGAUAUGCUUAUACCAACACGGGCCGAGACAUUAAUUCUUAUUGCCUCAGUUUUGCUUUGCGCAUAUCUAUUCACAGCCAACAUAUCGUAUGUUGAAGGCGACCCAUUGUUUCAUACAAAGGGGAUAGCCCUUUUGAGGUAUUACGCCGUUAGAGCAAGUAUUCUCUCAAGUUUUCUUAUGCCUUUGCUUAUUUUGUUUGGUGGGCGAAACAACUUUUUACAGUGGUUUACACGAUGGGACUAUUCAACAUUUAUAACAUUGCAUCGGUGGGUCUCGCGCGAGAUUAUGGUGAUGAUCUUGAUCCACUCUUUCAACUAUUCGCUCUAUAUACAUUUAAGAAGUCAUAACCCACUUCAAACGUAUAUUUACUUUGGCGUGGCAGCGAGCAUUGCUGGUGUAGCCAUCUUGAUACAGGGCUUAUUAGUGUUGCGGCGAGCUUAUUACGAGCUAUUUCUUUUGCUUCAUAUUAUUUUGGCAGCAGUCUUUAUAUUUGGAGCAUGGGUCCAUGUUGAGGAUUUAUAUUGCGUAUGGUUUUAUUACACCUCGGCUGCGAUUUGGGGCUUUGACAGAGCCAUUCGGAUUUGUCGACUUUAUUCUUUUGGUGCUCCAUUGGCCAAAGUCUACUUAUUGGCCGAUGAAACAUUGAAAGUUGUUGUUCCACGGCCUCCAAACUGGGAUGCUAUACCAGGGGGACAUGCAUUUAUUCAUUUUCUUCGACCAAGUUGUUUUUGGCAAUCGCACCCAUUCACAUAUACAUAUACAGAAGUUGAUAUUGUGUUGUUUAUCAAGGUGAAAAAAGGAGUCACUUUGCGAUUAGCCAAUUACUUGAAGACACACAAGGAAAAGUAUACUAAAAUACGCGUAGCCAUUGAAGGAUCGUAUGGUGAGGCAACACCAGCUCACAAAUACGAUCGUGCAGUGUUUGCCGCUGGCGGCAAUGGAAUUCCAGGUAUUUACUCCGAGGUUGUUGCUAUCGAUAACAGCAGGAAGCAUUGUUAUGGUGGCGAGAAUCAGAACAAACAAUCAUUGAAAUUGAUUUGGGUCGUUAGAGAGUACAGUUCUUUGUUUUGGUUCUAUGAGGAACUACUUAGGCUUAAAGAACACACGAAUAUUGAGACCAUAGUUUAUAUUACUCGACCUCAUUUGCUUAUUGACAAGGAAGAUUUUGACAAAAGAGUUAUAUCGAUCAUGCCGGAUCUUUCAGAGUUGAAUGAGUUGACCCCGCUUAUUUCCAAGGGCGAACAGCAAAAACAACAACCACAGCAACAACAACAGCAACAACAACAGCAACAACAACAGCAACAACAACGAACAAAAAUACAGGAAGAUUUGAGACCCACUGUUUUCAAUGAAAGUACAUCCAACUCCUUCAACAAUGAAGAACUCAUCAGUACAGUAAAGUCGGAGUUAUCACAUAUUACAAUUAUAGAGGACAGACCAAAUAUAGAGCAAGUGGUCAGGACCAAUAUCAAGGAAUCUAUGGGCUCAACAUGCUUUAUUACUUGCGGUCAUCCUGGAAUGGUGGAUGAUAUUCGUGCUUCUGUAGUGAAUAAUAUCGACAAUGACGAAAGCAAAAGAGUUGAUUAUUUUGAACAAUUGCAAGUCUGGGCAUAA
Lodderomyces elongisporus is the source of this 2382-nucleotide messenger RNA. RefSeq names its product Fre9p (gene FRE9). The record is from RefSeq and is a predicted model, not a curated record. Gene Ontology annotation, biological process: intracellular iron ion homeostasis; iron ion transport; copper ion import. Gene Ontology annotation, molecular function: ferric-chelate reductase activity. Gene Ontology annotation, cellular component: plasma membrane. The coding region runs from base 1 to 2382 and encodes 793 amino acids. Lineage: Eukaryota; Fungi; Ascomycota; Pichiomycetes; Serinales; Debaryomycetaceae. The transcript has a single exon.